GUGCGCGGAAGAUGGCGACCUCCCUGGGCUCAAAUACAUACAACAGACAGAACUGGGAAGAUUCGGACUUUCCUAUUCUCUGUCAAACAUGUCUUGGGGAAAAUCCAUACAUUCGUAUGACAAAGGAAAAGUACGGCAAAGAGUGCAAGGUGAAGUCAGGAUCUAAAGUUUGGUGUAUAAUAUGUGCUCGUCCCUUCACUGUCUUCCGGUGGUGUCCUGGAGUGCGGAUGCGUUUUAAGAAGACAGAGGUGUGUCAGACCUGCAGUAAGAUGAAGAAUGUCUGUCAAACGUGUUUACUGGAUUUGGAGUACGGUCUUCCAAUCCAGGUUAGGGAUACGGGUGUGUCCAUAAAAGAUGACAUGCCGAAAUCUGACGUGAACAAAGAAUAUUAUACGCAGAACAUGGAGAGAGAGAUCCAGAACUCUGAUGGCACCAGGCCGGUGGGGAUGCUGGGUAAAGCUCAGAACCCCAGUGACAUGCUGCUGAAGUUGGCACGCACCACACCGUACUACAAACGCAACAGACCCCAUAUCUGCUCUUUUUGGGUGAAGGGAGAAUGUAAGAGAGGAGAGGAGUGUCCAUACAGGCAUGAGAAGCCCACAGACCCUGAUGAUCCUCUUGCCGAUCAGAACAUUAAAGAUCGUUUUUAUGGCACUAACGACCCAGUGGCUGAUAAACUGCUCAAGAGAGCGACCACCAUGCCUCGCUUGGACCCGCCCGAUGACAAGUCAAUUACCACAUUGUAUAUAGGAGGUUUAGGAGAAAACGUCACUGACUCUGAGCUCAGGAAUAACUUCUAUCAGUUUGGCGAGAUUCGUACAAUCACUCUGGUUCAGCGGCAGCAGUGUGCGUUCAUUCAGUUCGCUACGCGCCAGGGGGCAGAACUCGCAGCAGAGAAAUCCUUCAACAAGCUCAUCAUUAAUGGUCGCAGGCUGGCGGUGAAGUGGGGACGCUCUCAGGCCGCUAAAGGUAAAGAGGUCAAGGAGGGCUUCAGUGAGAUGGGCACCAGACUGGAGCCAGUACCAGGUCUACCAGCAGCUCUUCCGCUUCCUCCAGCUCUGGAGGAUGAAGGCUCAGCCAACUACUUUAAUCUGGACCCAAGCAGUUCUCCAACAGUUAUGAACAUCAGUCUACCCCCUCCACCUGGACUACCAAACCCACCACCACCAGGUUUUGGACCUCCAAUGUUCCACCCCAUGGGUCCUCCUCCACCUCCUCCGAUGGGUUUGAGACCACCAGGCCUCAUCCAUUACCCUUCCCAGGAUCCUCAGCGCAUGGGCGCGCAUGCUGCGAUUCGUCACGCUGAUUGAUUGACUCCUCCCAUUUGGACUCGAUUAGCCAAUUGGCUGUAGCGUGUGGAGGGGUCAUGCUAAGCCUCUCUUGUGAUGUCAUCAGAGGGUGGAGUCUGAUCUUUGACAUCAUACAGAGCGAUUAGUAAAUGGAUCACCCGGCCUGUUUGGCACACAUUCUUUGAAAAGUGCCAGUAGAUGGUCUGGUAGUUUAAUUGGGUGAUGUUUUUUUUUGAGCACAAUGCCAAGUGGACUGCAAUCGUGUUGUAUGUAUUAAAAAAAAUGCUUCAGUCACACUGCUUAUAGAGACACCACAGGGGACACUUUUUUUUUUCCUUUUGUUUACGACUUGAUGACAAAUAAACAUGCCCUUGUUAUUAGCAUAUACCCAUCUUACUCCAGACACUAAACCAACUUUAACUGUCAUAGUUAUAAGCAGGGAAUUGAAAGUGCACUGCUACUGUUAUCUUUCAUGAACAUUAAAACCCAGCUGUCAUUAAAAUGUG
Molecule: messenger RNA, 1795 nt
Organism: Myxocyprinus asiaticus (Chinese sucker)
Lineage: Eukaryota; Metazoa; Chordata; Actinopteri; Cypriniformes; Catostomidae
Product: pre-mRNA-splicing factor RBM22-like
Exons: 10
Coding region: 12-1310 (432 amino acids)
Cellular component (GO): U2-type catalytic step 2 spliceosome; Prp19 complex; U2-type catalytic step 1 spliceosome
Molecular function (GO): pre-mRNA binding; metal ion binding; U6 snRNA binding
Source: RefSeq, a predicted model, not a curated record